This is a messenger RNA of Cutaneotrichosporon cavernicola, 777 nucleotides long. RefSeq lists its product as uncharacterized. The transcript has 7 exons. Gene Ontology annotation, molecular function: electron transfer activity. NCBI's taxonomy places the organism in Eukaryota, Fungi, Basidiomycota, Tremellomycetes, Trichosporonales, Trichosporonaceae. Bases 1 to 777 code for a protein of 258 amino acids. The record is from RefSeq and is a predicted model, not a curated record. Gene Ontology annotation, biological process: fatty acid beta-oxidation using acyl-CoA dehydrogenase; amino acid catabolic process. Gene Ontology annotation, cellular component: mitochondrion.
AUGUUCGUCACUCGCCCCGCUCGCGCCAACAUUCUCGUCCCCGUCAAGCGUGCCAUUGACUACGCUGUCAAGAUCCGCAUCGCCAAGGACGGCAAGGGCGUCGACACCAAUGUCAAGUACUCGAUGAACCCCUUCGACGAGAUUGCCAUGGAGGAGGCCGUCCGCAUGAAGGAGAAGGACAAGAGCCACAAGGUCACUGCGAUCACCGUUGGCCCCGCCAAGGCCAUCGACACCCUCCGCACCGCCCUUGCCAUGGGUGCCGACAACGCCAUCCACGUCCAGGUUGGCGAGACCGACGUCGUUGAGCCCCUCGCCGUCGCUCAGAUCAUCAAGAAGAUCGCCGAGCGUGACGGCAGCGACCUCAUCAUUGCCGGCAAGCAGGCUAUUGACGACGACACUGGUUCUACCGGUGGUAUGCUCGCCGGUCUCCUCAACUGGCCCCAGGCCCAGUUCGCCUCCAAGCUCGAGGUCUCGGCCGACGGCACUGUCAAGGUCGUCCGCGAGAUUGACGGUGGCCUCGAGACCCUCGAGACCAAGCUCCCUCUCAUUGUCACCACUGACCUGCGUCUCAACGAGCCCCGCUACCCCUCUCUUCCCAACAUUAUGAAGGCGAAGAAGAAGAAGUCGGAGGCCAUCAAGCCCGCCGACCUCGGUGUCGACAUUACUCCCCGCCUCGAGACCAUCUCGGUCGAGAACCCCCCUGAGCGCCAGGGCGGUGGCAAGGUCGAGUCGGUCCAGGAGCUUGUUGCCAAGCUCAAGGAGGCUGGUGUCAUCUAA